Aspergillus calidoustus is the source of this 1671-nucleotide messenger RNA. The record is from the annotation of a GenBank genome assembly. NCBI's taxonomy places the organism in Eukaryota, Fungi, Ascomycota, Eurotiomycetes, Eurotiales, Aspergillaceae.
AUGUCUCUUCCUGGCCUAGAUCUCACCCAGCCUUCGGCAGAGAGGGAAUUUGUCGCCGCACCACCAUCGCAAAUCAACCUCUCCCCAGGAUCAGAAUGGAGGUUUGAGGUCGCACACGGAACGACCGUUCGAGUCAAGCUCCAAACCGGCACAGCAGAGCUUUUCGGCACAGAACUCGCUCCCUCACAAACGUAUACAUUCUCCGGGACAAAAGCCGCAAUAUACACAUGGCACGGAUGCACACUUGAAGUCAGCGCCGGCGAUGCAGUCAUCGGACUGGACGGGAUGCCCGCGGCCACCGCCGCGCACGGCGGCUUCGGCGCAGGAGGCUGUCAAAGCGAAUACGUGGCCGAGGAAACGCCGAUGGUCGAAUAUGCGAAUAUACACUUUGCCCUCGAGGCGUUACGGAAUGAGGCUAAGGCGACGGGGAAGGACGGCCCCCGUGUUCUGAUUCUCGGCCCUGAAGAUGCCGGCAAGACGAGCCUUUCGAAGAUCCUGACCGCUUAUGCGGUGAAAGUUGGGCGGCAGCCUAUUGUUGUGAACUUGGAUCCGACAGAGGGGAUGCUCAGUGUUCCUGGGACGCUUACGGCUACGACGAUUCGGGCGAUGUUGGAUGUUGAGGAGGGGUGGGGGAGCAGCCCGAUGUCUGGGCCUAGUGCGGUGCCUGUCAAGCUGCCGCUGGUAUACUUCUAUCCGAUGGUGAAUCCGCUGGAGGCGGAGGGAUCAGUGUAUAGGCCGAUUGUGUCGAGAUUGGCGCUUUCGGUCAUGGGUAGGAUGGCGGAGGAUGAGGAUGCGAGGGAGACGGGAAUUAUUGUUGAUACGCCGGGAAUUUUGAGUCAAAGUCGGACUGGGGCUCUGGAGAUGAUUAACCAUAUUGUGACGGAAUUCGCAAUUACGACGAUUUUGGUUAUAGGUUCGGAGCGGCUGUACAGCCUUAUGAUGAAGAACUACGAUAACAGGCCGUCGUCAAGCGCAUCCGCUGUGGCAUCGGACGAGCGAAUUACGGUCGUGAAGCUAUCAAAGUCCGGUGGGUGCGUCGAUCGAGACGCAUCGUUCAUGAAAGCAGUGCGAGAGUCGCAGAUCCGAACAUACUUCUUUGGCAACCCGGUUCCCUCGACAGGGUCGUCGGCGCUAUCAUUAUCCGCAUCCACGAACGUUACACUAUCGCCGCACGCGCAGCAGCUAGACUUCAACACCCUGAACCUCUAUAACUACACUACGCAAUCAGCCGAAGACGAGCAGGAUGAGGAUGACUAUGACCCCGCGCAAUUAACGACUGGGGACUCAUUCCUGCCUGGGGGAGACAACGAUGCCGAGUGGUCCACACAGCGGCAGAGCGAGAACGCAUCCUCCUUGCUCCCCGGACUCAGCCCAGCCAAUGAAACGAAUCCCGUUACCGCGGCCGGCAACGCGCUCGUGCCGAUGAAAAGGGUGCUACCCCCGGCUCCCUCCGCAUUGGCGAACACGCUCCUCGCGAUAACGCAUUGCGCCCCGACCAGCAAUCUUGCGGAGAUCCGCGACGCGAGCACAAUGGGGUUCCUGUACGUCGCUGACGUCGACGGCGAACGAGGCAAGAUCAGGGUCCUGGCGCCAGUGGGGGGCCGCGUGCCAUCAAGGGCGAUCAUCUGGGGCAAGAAAUGGCCGGCGGAAGUCGUCGGCCUUGUUGGAUAA